GACGUUCAAAAUUGGCUACGAAGCUUAAGACUACAUAAAUACGGCCAUGCAUUUAUUGGGCUGGAUUGGAAACAAGUGAUUCGCAUGACAGAUCAAGAUAUGAUUGAUGCUGGAGUAAACACUAUUGGAGCAAGACGAAAACUGCUCAAAGUGUUUGAG
Messenger RNA from Gilbertella persicaria, 159 nucleotides. RefSeq lists its product as uncharacterized. NCBI's taxonomy places the organism in Eukaryota, Fungi, Mucoromycota, Mucoromycetes, Mucorales, Choanephoraceae. Gene Ontology annotation, cellular component: P-body. Gene Ontology annotation, molecular function: protein binding; translation repressor activity; mRNA binding. The record is from RefSeq and is a predicted model, not a curated record. Gene Ontology annotation, biological process: nuclear-transcribed mRNA poly(A) tail shortening. The annotation marks the transcript as partial. The transcript has a single exon.